Molecule: messenger RNA, 2416 nt
Organism: Hemibagrus wyckioides
Lineage: Eukaryota; Metazoa; Chordata; Actinopteri; Siluriformes; Bagridae
Product: methylcrotonoyl-coenzyme A carboxylase 2
Exons: 13
Coding region: 155-1978 (607 amino acids)
Biological process (GO): L-leucine catabolic process
Cellular component (GO): methylcrotonoyl-CoA carboxylase complex; mitochondrion
Molecular function (GO): methylcrotonoyl-CoA carboxylase activity
Source: RefSeq, a predicted model, not a curated record
CCUUAACAAUGAUACACUGCUCUCUAUUGGUCAUGUCCAGAAACAUCCAUUUAUUCUACCUUGAUCCGGAACGAUCAGGGUGAUAUUUUGUUUCCCUCCGGACACGUUUGAAUGUAUCACGGUGUAGAUAUAAAAUAACUGGACUUUUAGAGCCAUGAAUCGUUGCAUAUCAAGCUUCUUUCGAGUAAAUGGAAGGAUAUGCUUCACAAACCAAUCAUGGACCAGAAGACUGUCAUGGACCAUAGGAAAUAACUGCUUUGUGUAUCAAUGCACUCAUUUCAGCUCAGCCAUGCCACUGAAAUACCAGGGACACAGUCUGCAGCCCAUCUGCACACAUCUGGCAGGCUUACACCGGUGCAUGAGCUCAAGUGUACGCAGAAAAAGUUUGCCAUGUGCCUUUCCAGUAGUAGAUGGUGCAUUUCAGCUUAUUCACAGACAUGUAUUUGAAGCAAAUUUACAGAACAGCCAGGCAUGUCAGCAAAGGUAUUUAGAGCUUAAGGAGAAAGUGUUAAAGGCAGGUGGAGAAAACGCCAUUGCCCGACAUACACAAAGAAACAAGAAGGUUCUUGUCAGAGACAGGCUGCACAUGCUGCUGGAUGAUGAUGAUUUCCUAGAACUAUCUCCCUUUGCUGGACUGGGUUUACCCUAUGGGGACAUCCCAUCUGCUGGCUGUCUCACAGGUAUUGGUAAAAUAAAUGGGCUGUGGUGUGUGUUUAACGCUAAUGAUGCCACGGUGAAAGGAGGUACAGCUUACCCUAUUACAGUAAAGAAACAGCUUCGGGCCCAGGAAGUGGCCAUACAGAAUCGGCUCCCCUGUGUGUACUUGGUUGACAGUGGGGGUGCAUUUUUACCUCUUCAGUCAGAUAUAUUUCCUGAUAAGAAUCAAGGUGGACGUGCUUUUUACAACGAAGCUAUAAUGUCAGCAAUGAAGAUUCCACAGGUGGCAGUGGUCUGUGGGUCAUGCACUGCUGGUGGUGCCUACAUCCCCACUAUGGCAGAGGAAGCGAUCAUUGUGCACAGGAUAGGUACCAUAUUUUUAGGUGGCCCUCCGCUUGUUAAAGCUGCUACAGGUGAAGAAGUGACUCCUGAGGAUCUUGGAGGGGCAAAGUUACACUCAGAGGUGAGUGGCUGCGUGGAUUAUUUUGCUGCUAUGGAGAGUGAGGCAUAUGAGUGUGCCAGGAACAUCAUCUCCACUCUAAACUUCAAGCUCCCAGUGGAGGACAGUACUGAGAUUGAGCAGCCCCUGUAUAAUCCUGAGGACCUUAUGGGCCUCGCACCAAGAAGCUACAAUUUCAGCAUGGAUGUUAAACUGAUUGUGAGUCGGCUGACUGAUGGCAGUCGUUUUCAGGAGUUUAAGUCUCGCUACGGUACCACUCUAGUGACUGGAUUUGCCAAAAUUGAAGGGCAUUUGGUUGGCAUUGUCGCCAAUAAUGGCAAGCUAACAUAUGAAGCCUGUCUGAAAGGAAGCCAUUUUGUUCAGCUCUGUAAUCAGAGAGACAUCCCUCUCAUCUUCCUCCAGAACACAGCCCCAGAGCCUUUGUACACUCUCUCCCAAGACAAGGCGGAGUCCAACACGAAGAUACUCAAAGCUCAUGGAUCCAUGAUGUCUGCUGUGGCCUGUGCAUCUAUUCCUAAGAUCACAGUUGUCAUCGGAGGCUGCCAUGGUGGUGACAGCUAUGUCAUGUGUGGACGGGCUUUUGACCCGAACUUCCUGUUUCUCUGGCCCAAUGCUCGAGUGUCAAUUUUAGCUCCAGGCCACGCUGAUGGUUUGGUGCAGGAUGAAGAGGAGGCCAUGCACAUUAAUAAGCAGCUGAAAGAAGAGAGCUCUGCAUUCUUCUCAUCAGGCAGACUAUGGGACGAUGGUGUGAUUCUUCCACAAGACACAAGGAAGGUGCUGGGGAAAUGUUUAACAAUCAUCAAGCAACAGGAGUACCAGUUGUCUAAAGGAAAGCCAAAAUCCAUCCCUCUUCGAAUGUAAUAUCUCUGGAACAAGUUCACUAAACAUGUUUAGGCUCCUUCACUGAUAAACCAGCAAGCCAGGAGCCAAGUUUCUGAUAGAUUUCUAAGUGAAAAUUAGAAAAUUAGUGCUCUUUUUAUUAGAAAGACUUUGCUGAUACAAAACAUCUUUGUUAUCUACGUUUUUAGUACCAGCAUUAUGAUACUAAUUAGACUAAUUUUGUACUUUAAUAUUCAGAGGAGAUCUAUCUAUCUAUCUAUCUAUCUAUCUAUCUAUCUAUCUAUCUAUAUAAAUAUAAUAUAUAUAUAUAUAUAUCUUUUAUAUUCAGAUACCUGACCUGCUCUGCCGCUGUAACAUACAAUUUCGGCUUUCAAGAAUCGUAUUUGAGCUAACAUGUAGAUAUGAGCACGUCUUGUGUUAAUCAUAAUGACAGUUUUCCUUAAUUUGAAGUUAUCUAUA